Molecule: messenger RNA, 378 nt
Organism: Staurois parvus
Lineage: Eukaryota; Metazoa; Chordata; Amphibia; Anura; Ranidae
Source: the annotation of a GenBank genome assembly
AUGGGCCCCCCGGGCAAUAGGGGAUCAUGGGGCCCCUGUGUCCUUGCCCAAACUCAAAAAAGCCUAUGAAAAAGGUACCAGGGGCAUCUUAUGGGGCCCCCUACUGACCCCAGGCCCUCGGGCAAACGCAAGAGAAGCUACCUAAUUACCCAUGGUGAUGUGGCAAAGAACUUGGCACAACGCCAGAGGCGGACUGACAACUCAUGGGGCCCCCGGGCAAUAGGGGAUCAUGGGGCCCUUGUGUCCUUGCCCAAACUCAAAAAAGCCUAUGAAAAAGGUACCAGGGGUAUCUCAUGGAGCCCCCUACUGACCCCGGGCCCUCGGGCAGUGCACGAGUUUCCAAAUGGUCAGUCCGCCCCUGGACCCAGGCAAUUUGAG